AUGCUGAGGGAGCUUGUCCAGAGAUGGGUAAACCAUAAGGUGUUGGUUAGGUGGCUUUCACGCUUUUUCCAUUAUCUUGAUCGCCACUUUGAGGCGCGACGCUCCCUGCCUCCACUCAAUGAAGUUGGGUUCUAUGCCUUCCGUGAUUUGGUUUACAUGGAGGUGCGAGCUAAUGCUAGUAAAGCUGUGAUUACUAUUGUUGACAAAGAACGCGAGGGCGAACAAAUUGAUAGAUCGUUGUUGAAAAAUAUUCUUGAUAUAUUUGUCAAGAUCUGUAUGGGUGAUAUGAAGCAUUAUGAAAAUAAUUUUGAGGUCCAGAUGCUUGAGGAUACUGCCGAUUACUACAGAAGUAAGGCUACAAUCUGGAUUGAGUCCGACUCCUUCCCAGAUUACAUGCUAAAGGCUGAGGAUUGUUUGAGGCGAGAGAAAGAGAUAGUGUCUCGUUAUUUGCAUGCUAGCACUGAGCAGAAACUGGUAGAGAAAGUGCAACAUGAAUUGCUGGUAAACCGUGCUAAUCAAUUACUCGAGAAGGAGCAUUCGGGAUGCCGUGCCUUACUUAGAGAUGAUAAGGUGGAUGAUCUCUCUAGGAUGUAUAGACGUAACCAUAAAAUACCUAAAGGACUGGAUCCUGUUGCCAAUGUAUUCAAGCAGCAUAUUACAGAUGAGGGUACAACUCUAGUUCAACUGGCUGAAGAAAGUUCUUGCAAUCAAAAAAACUACAAGCGGUUCUGGCGUUCAGGAUCAAGUCCUUGUCAGAAAAUUCAUAGAGCUCCAUGA
Messenger RNA from Vicia faba (fava bean), 777 nucleotides. NCBI's taxonomy places the organism in Eukaryota, Viridiplantae, Streptophyta, Magnoliopsida, Fabales, Fabaceae. The record is from the annotation of a GenBank genome assembly.